UUGGCCAGAAUAGAUUGAGAUGUUCACCAGACAAUUAAAUAGGAACUUAUUGCAUUUUUCGCCUGCUGCGUAUCGCUUUCCGCUACUACGACGGCUACUUAGCGCAUCUGUUACUGAAGACAAUGUAGUUGUCGUACAACAACAUCGUUGUGUUGAACCUUUGAAAUUUCCCAGCGUUUGGCUGAGAGACAAUUGCCAAUGUAGUGAUUGUUUUCAUAAGAAUACAAAGAGUCGUCAGGGCAAUUGGAAGCGCACCAAUGUGGAAUCACGUAUACGCAGCAUAAACCGUCACUGUAGGCAAGAUAUGGUGACCAUUGAAUGGUUGGAUAAUCACAAAUCAGAAUUCCAGCUGCAAUGGUUGCGGGAGAGAGACUUUGCGCCGUCUAGCCGCAAUCGUUAUAUAGAAGAAAUUUAUAAGCCCGGCUAUCAGUUAUGGUCAAAGUCGGAUUUUUCAAAAGUGCUACGUACAUUUGAAUUCCAAGACGUUAUGGGUAGCGAUGAAGUACUCUUGGCAUGGUUGGAGUCAUUAGCUGUACAAGGUUUUUCUAUAAUCAAAAACUCAUCACAUGAUGUAACUGUUGCGAGGCAAUUGGCUGAUCGUAUUGGCUUUAUAAAACGAACUACGUACGGUGAAGAGUUUGAAGUGAAGUCCAAAGACGAUGCACGGAACUAUGCCUACAUGAUGACACCACUGCCACUACAUACGGACUUGCCAUACUACGAGUACAAGGCUGGCAUCAACAUAUUACAUUGUUAUGUGCAAUCACAAUCAAACGGCGGCAGUAAUAUUAUGACUGAUGGUUUCUACAUUGCCGAAAGGAUGCGCAAAGAAUUUCCGAAAAUGUAUGAAAUUUUGGUGAAAACACCUGUUGACUGGUGUGAUAUUGGCCAAGAUGGUGAACUAGCAUUCCAUAAUAUUUGGCGUGCCCCUACGAUUUGCUUAGACGUUGAUGGUCGUUAUCAUCGUAUCAACGAAAAUAGUACCAAACGAGAUAGCCACUUCACGGUAGCUAUCGAACAGGUGGUGCCUUGGUAUGAGGCUUACGAUAAAUUCAUUGAGCUCGCAUAUGAAGAAGCUGUUGAAUUCAAAACUACGCCUGGUGAUGUUUUCAUCUUCAACAAUUUGCGUAUGCUGCAUGGACGCACAGCGUAUGAGGAUUCGCCGGAGAACAAAAGACAUUUAAUUGGGGCUUAUGUUGAUUGGGAUAUUAUAUAUUCGAAAAUACGCAUACUUAGAGCCCAAAAGGCUAAUACAUGUAAUAGUAAAUAAAAGAAUGGAAAUGAAAUGAAUUGCAAUUCUUAUCAUCGCAAUAAUCUAUUUAA
This is a messenger RNA of Ceratitis capitata (Mediterranean fruit fly), 1323 nucleotides long. Its product is annotated as gamma-butyrobetaine dioxygenase. Gene Ontology annotation, molecular function: oxidoreductase activity. The transcript is spliced from 4 exons. Gene Ontology annotation, cellular component: mitochondrion. The coding region runs from base 20 to 1270 and encodes 416 amino acids. The record is from RefSeq and is a predicted model, not a curated record. Gene Ontology annotation, biological process: carnitine biosynthetic process. NCBI's taxonomy places the organism in Eukaryota, Metazoa, Arthropoda, Insecta, Diptera, Tephritidae.